AUGGCGUCCUCCAACUCUUCCAUCCUCAGCUGGAGAGGCGGCGAGGGCGCGCCGGGGACCGUGAGCGCGGCCGUGCGCGAGCACCUGCGGCAGCUGUGUCUGAGCGAGUUCCCGUGUGGCACGGGCAGCUGGAAUAAGUCUCGCUUUCUUCCUAAAACCUGGCAUACCUGGAGGGAGCUGGUCCCCACGGAGGAGGAGGCAGUGAGCCCAGAGGAGGAGACCGUGGAGACCUUGCUGGGCCUGGUGCGCAGCCCACAAUCACCAUGGGCCCACGGGGCUCAGCUGGGGUACUCCUCGGUGGAGGACCGCUUCCUGAGAGAGAUGGCUAUCCACAGCCCGCUGAAGCUCAAAGACACCUUCUUCUACUCCUACUUCCGGUCCCUGAGGGUGGUGGACAAGCAGAUAAGCCUGGUGGAUAAAGACCUCCUGAAGUUUCUAAAGCUUGAGGAGCUGAUAUUGAGUGCCAAUGAAAUCAAUGAAGUCGAUGCCUCGAAUCUGCCCCCGACACUCAAGGUACUGGAGCUCUAUGGCAACUCCAUCAGCAGCAUGGCAUGCCUGUGCACGCACCCCCCACCCAGACUGCAGCACCUGGGGCUCGGCCACAACAAGCUCCUGGGCCCCAUGGAAAGUCUCUUCGUCACCUCUAAACACUGGCCCAACCUCAUCUCCCUGGACCUGGGCUUCAACGACCUGACAGACCUGCAAAGCAUGGUGGCCAGCCUCUCCACCCUCCGGAACCUGCGGCUGCUGGUACUGCAGGGAAACCCUCUGGCCCUGGUGCCCUACUACCGCGGCCUCACCGUGGACAGCCUGGCCCGCCUCUGUGUGCUGGAUGACAUCAUCGUGUCCCCCAACGAGAAGCACCAGUUCCGGGGGCUCAGCCGCAGUGCUGAUCUCUUGGCACGUGAAGCACAGUUUGUGGUGACCAUUGGGAGUGUCAGGGGUGUGGUGGACUCCUCCAUCUUAGACCCUGAGCCGGGCCCCGAGGGCCCGUUCAUCACCUACAACUACUAUGUGACUUACGACUUUGUGGAGGACGAGGAGGGCGAGGAGAAAGCGUAUGACGGGGUGCUGGCCCAGGUGUGGCCCGGCUACCCCAGGAGCGGGCUGGGCCUGGGCUGUAUCGUCAAGCCCUCUCCCAGCCCAGAGCCGCAGGAAGAAGAGAGCCUAGAGCAGUCCUCUGAAGAGGCCAGCAAGGAGGAGGAGAUCCCCAGAAAGCCCAUCAGGGAGGUAGAAAAGAAGGCCAGCAAGGAGGUCUCUAAGGUGGCCAGCAGGGAGGUCCCUGUGACAAGUACGCAGCCAGUGGAUUUGAUCCCUGAUGAAGCGGCUGAUGAAUCCGUGGAGUCUGGGGCUACCGAGAUGGUCCCGUCUGAAUCUUCUGGCCUCACAGUCCACUCAGCCCCACUGCCACAGUCCACGGAAUCUGCAGAAGAGCUGGCGAAGCUCCGGCCACGGAUUGACCCCCGUCUCUGCCCCUCUCCAGGGACAGUCCUGUUCAGCACGGUCCCCAAGCCCUGGGCUGACAUCAUCCCCUGCGGGUAUGAGAUGCAGCACACGCUUAGGGACCUGGUGCACGUCAAGGCCUUCCUGCUGGCGGGGACCACAGUGACCAUCGUGGAGGAGAAGAUUCUCUCCUGGCCCCUGGUGUCGCCUGGGGACAGCCCCGUGCCUGCCAAGAAGGGCAAAGGGGAGGAUGGCAAGAAAAAGGACAAAGACAAGAAAGGGAAAGUGGAGGAGGCCCCCCAGGAGAAGGCCCCUAAGAAGAAGAAGGAGCAGCCCAAGGAGCUGCGGCAAGAUCCACCCAUCCUGAAGGUGCUGGGCCAUGGCAUGCUGGUGCUGGAGCCCCUGCUCAUGGGCGAGCCGCUGGUGUCCACCGUGUGCAACUUCGGUGUGGUCCGCAGCCUGGAGAUCGACAGGCUGAUAUUUGCCAGGGAUUCAAAGAAGACCAAGAAACCUAAAGCUGGUAAUAAAGAAAAGACCAAGGCAGCGGCCCCGAGCUACGAGGCCAUGUACCGGCCGCAGCCCCUGACCGUGGAGGUGCAGAUCCAGCUGAGCCAGUACCGCACGGCCGAGGAGGCGUUCCGCACCCUGGCGGACUAGGCGGGGCCAGUAAAGGCGUUCUGAGCACUCCGGCCUGGGCGCCUGCCUGCCCGCGCGGG
Molecule: messenger RNA, 2159 nt
Organism: Perognathus longimembris pacificus (Pacific pocket mouse)
Lineage: Eukaryota; Metazoa; Chordata; Mammalia; Rodentia; Heteromyidae
Gene: Lrrc43
Product: leucine rich repeat containing 43
Exons: 12
Coding region: 1-2100 (699 amino acids)
Source: RefSeq, a predicted model, not a curated record